AUGCCGCAGCAGUCGGUGGUGCGUUUCGGUGGUGCUGUCGGAAGCGGUGCCCGUUCGGCUGAGGACAUAUUGCGGCUUAUCCGUACUGCUGGCGAGGGGGGAGAGGGCGGGCGAACGUCCGCAAUCACGCUGGCACAGGCGUGCAAGUCCCGAGAGACCCGUAAGGCUAUGCUCUCCAACGCCGGCGACAUCCUGAGCGAGCUAGCGAGCGUCAUGUUGGCAUCUCUGCAAGCCGGCAGAGGAGACAAGCUCCACGACAAAGCCACCGUGCACGGGCUCGCCGUCACGAUGUUCGUCCUCUCCAAGGAUCGAGCCAUGGCGAAGGCCUUCUCCGCUUCCGCGGUGUCGACACUCGCAGUCCUCAUCGAAGGCAAUGGACGUCAGGAAGAUCCGCUUGGCACUUGCGCUGCUGCUGCUGCUGCUGCUGCUUCUGCGGCUAGGACAUCGAACGUUCAGGUAUCUGCUGCAGGAGGCCGACGACCGAAGCGUGCAUCUCUAAUGGAUACCAUGGGAACGAUCUAUGAGCACCGGAGCAGAAGCGUCGAGAGCAACGGACACAAGGGCGCCUGUCCCUUCGACAUGAGCGACGAGGACGAGGACAACGACGAGGGAGACGCGCCGGGUAGGGUCGGUGGUGGGUUCAGAAUUGUCGGUACGGAAUCGAGUGGGGCUGGCCCAGCUGAGAGUGGCAGGCGGUUGUUCCCCGCAAAUGGCGGCGCAACCUUCUGCAACGCACCCAACCGCCGAACCUCGCCGUGCGCCCAACCAAACGAUCAUGGUUCGGCGAACGCGAUGUUGCGCGCCCGCAUGCUCCUAGACAUUGCGGACAUUGUACCCUGGGGCAUGGCCAACAGGCAUUUAGUAUCAGCGGCGGACCUGGGCUUGGCCACUCUUCUCAAUGUAGCCGCCCAGGCUUGUUCGGAGAGCGUGGAGGGGGGCGGGGGGGUAGUAGCGGCAGACGGCGCCGCCGGCGGAGAGUCCGUGGACGAAGAAUUCAGCACCCAAGGUUCGAUGGGCGGCCAAUCUAAGCCCGGCAACGUAAUCGGGGCGCUGGCGAACGGGCAAGCGAACGGAAGCGACGCCUCUUCCGCGAACGCCGGCGUCGUGCCGGAGCUCAGCCGCUUGGCGCCGACGGGAUUCCUGCUGCCUGUCGUGGUCGGCGCGACGGCCGUCUUGGCGGAUCUAUCGGUAGCCUCCUUGAGAUCGCUGCACCAGCUUCUCUUGGCGUUGCGCUUGCUGGACCUGGCCACUUUGGAAAGCUCCGGCGAAGGGGACGGAGCCGCGGCCAAGGCGACGGCGGGGGCGGCAACCCCCCCCCUGGAAUCUCCUUCCCAUCCCUACGCGGAGCUCACCGGCGCGCUCUUGCUCGUAGUCGCCGAGUGUCAACCUUUCUGUAGCGACGGCGUGCCCGCACGUCAUCAUUGGAAAGGAAAAGCUCCGGAUCGGGUGUUCGGGGACGGGGUCAACGAGCAGCAGAUGGGCUCUCGGCAGCCCGUGGUGGGGAACGAAGUCGCCGCCAAGGUGCACGAGUGCUUACUCGCGGCCCUACGCGUUCUGAUCAACGUCACCCACCACGACCCGAGGGUCUGCGCGGAGGUGGCUGCGAGGAGGGGUCUCGAGACGCUCAUGCGGUGCCUUGCACACAGCUGUUGUGGGAGCCAGGGGGGCGACAGCGAUGGCAGCAGCCGUGGAGCGUUGGUUGCUCGUGCUAAGUCGGACGUGGACCUACUGGGGGACGUGGUGAAUGAAGCUAAUGAGACUACACCGGAGACUGGUUUGGAAGAAGACGGGAGCGGCGGGGAAGCUGGCUCUGGAGCGGGAGACUUCGACACUCAGGUAUUAGCUAUGAGCGCGUUGAUAAAUUGCGUUGAGCUCAAGGAGAGCGCCGACAACUGCGCCGCCAUGGCCAGCCUAGCGGUUCACCCGCCCUAUGCUUGGGCGGCAGGCGGGAAGACAUUUGCAGGAGGCAGUAAGAAACAAUGGCGGCCGCUUCCUGGCGUUGGGGAUUGCCGGUGCCUCGCUCCAGAGUUUCUGGCAAAGCUUCUCACCCUCUACACACGGGAUUUCGCCCACCAGCUUGAGACCGGCCGACCAGGGGGGAACGACGACGAUGAGAGGCCAGUAUCACGCCCCCCUUCGGGGACAGCACAACAUGGGGGGGGCGUCAUCGCCGGCGGGUCGUCAGCUACUGCCCCUGCUACUCGUUCGAUUCCCUCUCCUGUUGCGGUGACGCCGCAGAAGGGGGACAACGGGGAGCAGUCCAUGAGCCACGCGGAAGGCACGGACCUCGUGCUCGGAGGGCACUGCGCUCUUUUGCUGGGACUGCUUGUUCGAGACCAAGAAAGAAACAGGCGGUUGGCCUUGCCCGUGCUUCCCAACGGGGAUCCGACGCUGAUUGUCCGUGUGUUGGAGGCGUUCAUGGCGCUGCAGUUCCAGGCGGGCGUGCUAACUGAAGAGUUGGUGUUGGCGGUGCAGGGGCUAGUGGAGGAACUAGAGGGGCUAGACGCGCUUCCGGCGGAAGAGGGCGACCCGUUUGAGCCAGUGGCCGACGAGGGACCCGCUUCUGUGGCCACCUGCCCUGCUGCUGCUGCUUCUGUGAGCGCUGCCGCAACCACGCCACAACAACGUGGCCAAAAAAGACCUAGAGGUCCGUCAUCAAGCAGAGAACUGCCGCCGGUUGAAGGGAGCUUGGCGACCCUGCGAUCGGGGCUGUCGGGAAUGGAAGCUGGAGGUGGAGACGACGGCAAUGCGAAUGGAAUUUCGUUGUCGGUGAAAAGUUCCCAGGCGGAGGCGCAAGAAAAGAGCGCAUCGUCGUUGUGGAUGGCUCAGUCACCUUCUUUGGACGGAACCCCGCCUCCGAAACGUUCGAAGCCGUCGGAGCCGUCCUCGUCCUCACCCCCGCCAGCUGCUGCGUCUGAAGAGGAGCGACAGGCCACAGCAACGCCCAAGAAAAGCUCCAGCACCACCAGCGAUUCGGCUGAAACACCGGCAUCUCGCAGCCAAACCCCGGGAUCAACCAAAAAGUCGCCGUCAUCGUGGCGAGCCGGGAUCACGUCUAUUGCGGAGCGGAUAGGGUUGGGGUUCCGGGGUAGGAGCCCGGCGGGAAGUAAGAGCUGGUUCGGCAGCGGGACAAAGCUACAAAGUUUCCGCAAUCGAAGUGCCUACGGGAGCCAAACGUGGAGAAAGGCGUCCUCCCGGUCUCUGGCUGGGUCGUCGCACUCACCGCCUUCGUACGGCCAGCCGGGAGAGGGAGCAGCCGCGGGGCCAAUAGCGGGACGGGGGGGAAAGCCAAGUCGCAAUGUCUUCGAAUUCUUGUCUGACGAGUCUGAGGUCGAUCUCCAAGACGUUUCGCCUGUUGGUGGUGCGGCGAGCGGCGUCAAGGGAGGCGGGGUAGGGCCCACAAGCGACCGCAGUGGCGCGAUGGAGGCAACUGUCAGUGGUGGCGCGAACAGCGUUACGGGGGGAGGGGUGGGGUCAAGAAACGGUCGGAGCAGCAAUCUGGCGACAACUUCCCCGAAUUUCGAUAUCGAAAAUUGGUCGGACUCGUCCAACGAAAGCCCCGGGCAGCGCAAGCCUGGAGAAGAAGCGAAGGCGAAAGGGGCACGCGUCGCCACGUGCCAGUUGCAGGUGCUAGGGGCCAGCCGGGGGAGCGCCAGGGUUUGCGGUGCUCGUGGCGGCGGCGUUAGUGGCGGUGGAAGUAAGGCGCGACAUGUAUUCGACAGGCGUAGGAGACGCUCCCCUAGCCCAAGCCCACCUCCCGCAGCCGCACCUGCGGCAGGGAGGAAUCACAUUGCGUCCAGAGGAGCCGCGGCUCCCAGCGGCUUGCCUGGCGUGGCAAAGGGGGGUAUCAAAAACGCUCCCGCCACCAGUAUUGCUAAGGCAAACGGGGAGGUAACUUCCCCGCCCACGGAGGAGGCUGGUGCUCGUGCCAAGCUGGGUGGUGAACACGGACGGAGUGCGGGUUUGUUGGGGCUCGCGAACGGUGCGCGGCCUACGGUAAACAAAGGAGACAGCGCGAGAGUAGGGCGGGUUGGAGGUGUCAAGCCGGCAACACGAAGGGUUUUAGGUGUAGAUGGGAGAAGCACGGGCGGCGCGGAAAAGCCAGCAAGCCGCAACGUGUUCGAGAUGAGUGAUGAGGAUGAGUCUGACUGAAAAUGUUUUGUAACCUGGCCUAAAUACUGCCGUACGCUGGAUACCGGCGAGGCUGGUUGAGUAAUGCUCUCUUUGCUGCGACAUUAGUGAGUAACAGCACAAUCAGUGUACAGCAGCUAAUUUUUUGGCAAGUAUUUGUGAUGGGUGAUAAUGAUUUUAGUUCGGGUGCUACUUCUGCUGUGGAAUCGCGUGUUUCUUGCUUGUGAACAAAUAGUUUUGCGAGACGUAUUGUACCUGUACAAACUACACGGUUGUUCCAGAUGUUUCUGAUAAGUGUACAGCAGUCGAGCAGUCAGUGCGGCACUCCCUGUGGCGUGUUUUAGCCAGAGCAGUGUUUUCGCAUUUUCCACGAGCCAACUUUGGGCAAGGGUUUUGUGGCGUUCAUGACGGGGCCUAUUUCGAGGCUCUAAGCAGCUGUGUUCCGUACGCCAACUUGGCUGAAAAAAUUAAUUACAACUUUGUUUCC
This is a messenger RNA of Ectocarpus sp. CCAP 1310/34, 4618 nucleotides long. The record is from the annotation of a GenBank genome assembly. Lineage: Eukaryota; Phaeophyceae; Ectocarpales; Ectocarpaceae.